Messenger RNA from Solanum verrucosum, 1016 nucleotides. Its product is annotated as hydroxyethylthiazole kinase. Bases 43 to 912 code for a protein of 289 amino acids. The record is from RefSeq and is a predicted model, not a curated record. Gene Ontology annotation, biological process: thiamine biosynthetic process. Lineage: Eukaryota; Viridiplantae; Streptophyta; Magnoliopsida; Solanales; Solanaceae. The transcript has 2 exons. Gene Ontology annotation, molecular function: magnesium ion binding; ATP binding; hydroxyethylthiazole kinase activity.
CCAAUCAUCCAAACAGAGUUAUCAGCUCGCUUAUACACUCCUAUGGAAGAAGACAAAAGUACUAACACCAUUGAACCCCAAAAGGGAGCUCAACAAAACCCUAUACAUUGGCCCAAACAAGCAUGGACCCAUUUCGAAUUAGUUCGUCAAAAAUCCCCAUUAGUUCAAUGUAUAACCAACUUCGUUUCAAUGGAUUUGAUGGCCAAUACUCUGUUAUCCGCCGGUGCAUCGCCGGCGAUGAUUCAUUCCGUUGAAGAAAUCCCAGAAUUUACUCCAAAAGCCCUUGGAGUUUGCAUAAAUGCCGGAACCCUCGCUCCUGACUGGCUACCCGGCAUGAAAUUGGCGGCACAGGUGGCGAAUCAAUCGAAAAAACCUUGGGUGCUUGAUCCUGUAGCUGCCGGUGGGUCAAGUUUCCGGUUAAAGGCGUGUUUGGAGCUACUUGCUUUAAAACCUAGUGUUGUUAGAGGCAAUGGGUCUGAGAUUCUUGCUCUUUUUAAGGGUUGUGUUGACUCAAAUUCGAAGGGUGCAGAUAGUGUACAUGGUUCAAGUGAUGCUGUUGAAGCUGCUAAGUCUCUUGCUCAACAAAGUGGUAGUGUAGUCGCUAUUUCUGGAGCUGUUGACUAUAUCACAGAUGGUGAUAGGGUUGUUUGUGUUCAUAAUGGGGUGCCUAUGUUGCAAAAAAUUACUGCUUCUGGAUGUUCUGUCACUGCCCUCAUUGCUGCCUUUGUCGCAGUUGAUCCAUCCCAUGCUGUUGAAGCAACAGCUUCUGCAUUGGCUAUCUUUGGUGUCGCAAGUGAAGUAGGGAUGGACAUGGCUAGAGGUCCAGCUUCACUGCGGACACUGUUGAUUGAUUCGUUAUAUGGACUUGAUGAAGCUACUGCACUUGGUCGAGUAAGAAUCAACCGCCUUUAAUGCUUUUAGAGGAGAAAUGAAUGUGUGCAUGUCAUUUAGAUCAAAUGUGAAGUUAUAUAGCAUCAAGUAUAUGUCGAAUCAUCAGCUCAUGUCAUUUUACUUGG